CUCCGUUGGAUCGAUGGGCUUGGCGGAGUUUUUUUUGUGCCUUUCUACGCUUUGAGGGCUCUGGGAAGUUGUUCGGCACGGCCUUUUUUCGCACGCAGGUUUUGAUUCUGUCUGGCUCAGGCAGUGGGCAUUCUCGUCUCAUUCAUUUGUCGGUCUUUCUUUGAUCUGUGAGGUGCGGGGCGCAUAGUUAUCUUUAUCAACCCGAUCCAAUGGGUCCGAAAAAGGGAGGAAACUCCUCGAAGCAAAGAGGGAAUGCGGCGGAGGAGGUAGAGGAGACACUGCAGGCUGUUGUCCUUGCGGAUACCUUCGAGACGAGAUUUGAGCCGUUCACCCUUGAUACACCUCGGUGUCUCUUGCCUCUGGCAAACACCCCCUUGAUCGAAUACACGCUUGAGUUCCUUGCCAACGCGGGAGUUGAGGAUGUCUUCCUAUACGGCGGUGCUCACUCCGACCAGCUGGAGAAGUACAUCAAUGCAUCGAAAUGGCGAUCGCUCUCGUCGCCCUUCAAACAGUUGAAUUUCCUAAAAUCCACAUCUACGUCCGUCGGAGAUGUCAUGCGUGAUCUUGACGGGAAGCAUCUUAUCACCGGUGACUUUAUCGUUGUGAGUGGCGAUGUGAUCAGCAACAUGCCGAUUGAAGGCGCCUUGGCCAAGCAUCGUGCUCGUCGGGAGAAAGACAAGAACGCCAUCAUGACGAUGAUCCUGCGGGAAGCCGGCAGAAACCACCGCACGAAGUCCACUUCCGUGUCGCCUGUCUUCGUUGUGGAUCCUACGAAGGACCGCUGCCUUCAUUAUGAGGAGAUCGACCACCAUUCGUCGGAGUCGUCACGUUUGAAUAUCGACUCGGAAAUUAUCCUGACGCACCGGGAGCUUGACAUUCGCCAGGAUCUCAUCGACUGCAACAUCGACAUUUGCACUCCCGACGUGCUGAGCUUGUGGUCCGAUAGUUUCGACUACCAGACCCCGCGAAAGCAGUUCUUGUUCGGUGUUCUGAAGGAUUACGAGCUGAACGGAAAGACGAUCCACACGCAUAUCAUCAAGGACCACUACGCGGCGCGGGUGAGGAAUCUGAAGGCCUACGAUGCUGUGAGCAGGGACGUCAUCUCGAGAUGGGCAUACCCUCUUUGUCCCGACACGAAUCUUCUUGCCGGCCAUACCUACGAUCUGCGGAAGGGGUACCUGUAUCAAGAGCAAGGGGUCACGUUGGCUCGCUCGUGUGUUAUUGGUCGACGGACAGUGAUAGGACAGGGCACGAGCAUAGGAGACAAGUCGACUGUCAAGAACACGGUUCUUGGGCGUAACUGCAAGAUUGGCAAGAAUGUCACGUUGGAUGGUGCCUACAUCUGGGAUGGGGCGGUGAUUGGAGACGGGACGACUAUUCGCCAGGCUGUUCUCGCUGACAACGUGGCUGUGGGCAAAGACUGUAUGAUCGAGUCCGGCGUCCUUCUCUCGUAUGGGGUGAAAAUCGCCGACGGAACUACCGUCAGCGAAGGAAAGCGCAUCACGAAGGCUCCCAGGGAGGAAGACGGAGUUGUGCCGGCCAGUGACCCGGCAGUCGUUGGCAAGGACGGGGAAGGUUACGAAUAUGUCCCUUACGAAGAUGAAGAUGAUUCUGACGACGAAAGCAAUGCUUCGUCUGGCUUGGUUUACAACAUGGCAAACCUUUCUCUCUCCACAGAGUCCAUCUCAACCCUAUCCUCCGAGAUCUCAGACUACGCCGGAUCCCGCACCGGAUACAGUGACUCCGAGGACGAGGACGAGAACGGCGAAAACUUCGUCCACGACGCCGCCGUCAGCGUUUACGACAGUCUGCGGGAAGGCAUCACAUCGGACGUCGUGCAGCUCGAGCUGGUCAGUCUUCGAAUGACCGCCAACGCCUCCGACAACCACGUCCGGCGGGCCGUGUCGUCGGCGUUCAUGCGCCGCAUCCCCGAGCUGAUAGCCGGCGGAAAGAGCGCCAGCGACGCCAUCGCGGACGUCUUCGGCAAGUACCAGGAGAUCGUGGAGCGGGCGUUGUUCGACCGCGACUCCGACAAGAAACCCGACCAGGUCGACCUCCUCCUUCUCUUGCAGCAGGAGCUAGCGAGCCGCCCGCCCAAGGACUCAUUCUUCGUCGUCCUGUGCAGCGACCUUUACCAGAUGGAGCUUCUUGAGGAAGAAACGUUUGAGCAGUGGUGGGCUGACGAGCGAUCCAGCAGCAGCAACGAGAUGAAGGUGAUCAAGGAGCAGGCGACGAAGUUCAUCCAGUGGUUGGCUACUGCGGACGAGGAGGAGGAUAGUGACGAGGAGAGCGAAGAGGAGAGUGAUGACGAGUAAUCUGUUCUGGGUUAUAGGUAGUGCUGCAUGUAUACGCCAAUAAAGAGCCGCUUGAAUAGGCAUUUGAGAUCAGUUUUGGUGUGAUUGUAGUUGAGUAUUAGUGGGAGUCUGGUGCGGUGCUGCUGCCUUGUUUGCAUGUUAUCUACUGGUCAGACUUUUAUGUUGACGUGCUGGAUAUAAGAUGGG
Messenger RNA from Aspergillus steynii IBT 23096, 2501 nucleotides. RefSeq names its product translation initiation factor eIF2B catalytic subunit epsilon. Gene Ontology annotation, cellular component: eukaryotic translation initiation factor 2B complex. Gene Ontology annotation, biological process: biosynthetic process. Gene Ontology annotation, molecular function: guanyl-nucleotide exchange factor activity; translation initiation factor binding; translation initiation factor activity. Lineage: Eukaryota; Fungi; Ascomycota; Eurotiomycetes; Eurotiales; Aspergillaceae. The record is from RefSeq and is a predicted model, not a curated record. The transcript has 6 exons. The coding region runs from base 210 to 2315 and encodes 701 amino acids.